This is a messenger RNA of Drosophila eugracilis, 1129 nucleotides long. Its product is annotated as chymotrypsin-like elastase family member 2A. Gene Ontology annotation, molecular function: serine-type endopeptidase activity. The coding region runs from base 48 to 950 and encodes 300 amino acids. The transcript is spliced from 2 exons. Gene Ontology annotation, biological process: proteolysis. The record is from RefSeq and is a predicted model, not a curated record. NCBI's taxonomy places the organism in Eukaryota, Metazoa, Arthropoda, Insecta, Diptera, Drosophilidae.
CUGAUACAGUUCGAAGGAAAUAAUCGUGAAAGCCUCGGCAUCAAAUAAUGUGGCACCCGUUCAGUUUACUCUUUAAAUGUAUGCUUAUCGCCAGUAUUUUGAUUUGUGCGAUCGGCUUGCCCCAGCAACUACAUGAUGAUUUCCCGGGAUUCGGGGCGCCACCCAAAAAUCAUGAAGAGCAAACAACAAGAGGGCCAAAAAGAAAAGAGGAGUUCUUGGACCUAAAUGACUCCAACAUAUGUGGUAUACCCUCCAAUCGUCUGGGAACGUUUUCCAUCAACGGAACUUUCCAGACACAUAUCGGAGGCAAUCCUUGGACGACUGCCAUCUACACCGAUGGGAGAUAUAUAGCCGUAGGAACUUUAAUCCGAUAUGAUGUGGUGCUCACUGCAGCAGAUCCGAUAGCAAAUAUUACGCGAGAUCAGCUCACAGUGGAGGCUGGUGACUGGGAUAGGCUGGGGGCUGUGGAGAAGUACUCGCACCUAAGUCGUUCGGUAAGGAGCAUUGCGAUCCACGAAAAGCUGGCCCUCAUCAUUCUGGAGGCGCCUUUCUACUCCCCACAUAUAAGUCCUAUCUGCGUGCCCUAUCCUGAUACCGUUUUCACGGAGUAUGCCUGCCGGACAACUGGCUGGAGAAUCCCCUCUGUCAAUUCCUCCUCGGAUGACCAAUCGGACAUAAUGUGGUUCAGGAACUAUGCCGUCAUGACUCACGAUGACUGCAUCGCUGAACUUCCACAAGGUUUGAAUAUGGAUACCAAUGUUCUCUGUGGUGCUGACUUGUUCAACGAGUUCACUCCCCACAAUCCUGGAGGCGGACUUUACUGUGCCGGACAGCGUUCCGUCCUGGCCGGAGUCGCUUUAUCUUCUAGAGGCUGGGAACCGAAUAAUCAACCUGUUCUAUUCGCAAAAUUAUCCAACUAUCUGGACUGGAUUAUGAAAGAACUUCCUUAAAUUAAGUUUAUAAUUCAACAAUGUUUUCUAUAGUCACAGAAUACUCAAUAUAUUUAAGCGUCAUAAUUAAGAUUAAGAUUUUUAAAUACUAAUUAAAAAUAGUACAUGAAGGAUUUCCGCUUGAGUAAGUUCUAUAAAAAUCAUACUAAAUUACUUAAUUAAUAAAAAUUCUAAAUAAC